AUGAAAGUGGAGGAAGUGCUACCUAAAGUCUAUCUAGACAUCUCUGUGGGAGAAAGGGAAGUUGGAAGAAUCGUUGCUGAGCUUUUUGUUAGUAAGGCUCCUUCGACAACCGCUGCUUUCCUAGAACAGUUGGAUAGCUAUAAAGGCCAUGGGUUCAACAGAAUCAUUAAGAACUUCAUGAUCCAAUGCGACAAUGGCAAUAUUGAUGAAUCCGAAAAGCUUCCAGAGGAGAAUAAAGAAGAACCUUUUGAGCAGCCUUUCCUUCUAGCCUUAGCUGGCCAGUCUGUGUCUCAGUUCUUCAUCACCACAUACAAGUCACAGCACUUACUGGGUUUGCACACCUGCUUUGGUCGAGUUUUAAAGGGCAAGUCGGUUAUUAGAGAGAUAGAGAAUGUUCAGACAGAUAAAGAGCAUGCUCCACUUGAAUCUGAUCCCGUUAUCAUCAAGGACUGUGGCCAGUGGGAAGAGGGUGACCCAGUGCCCAUCUUCAAUGCAUGCUACGAUGAAAUUGCUGGUGAUAUAUACGAGGAAUAUCCAGACGAUGAUGACCAUAUAGACAAAGAAUCUUCUGCGUCAGCCUUAAAAGCAGCCACGAGAAUCAAGAAUGCUGGAGGUGAGCUUCUCAAAUCUGGAGAGCCACAAAAGGCUUCGUUCAAGUUUAGGAAAGCCAUGAGGUAUCUUACGGAAUACUUCCCUGACCAGGAUGAGGAGCCUGAGUUCUAUGCUAAGUAUACUGAUUUGAAGAAGAAGAUUUACCUUAACUUCUCGUUGGCCACCUUGAAGCUUAAGCAAUACUCCAGGUGUCUCGACUACUGCAAUUACCUUUUCGAAAUGAAAAUUACUCCCCAGGAGAAGGCCAAGACACUUUUCAGAGCUGGUAGUGCCAAGAUUGAACUACGAGAAUACAAGGAGGCUAUCCGUACUCUUGAAGAAGCACAGAAGCUUGUACCGGAAGAUGCCGGUAUCAAGAAGGAACUUACAAGAGCUGAGGAGCAGUUGGAAGCCUCGAAGAAAGCCGAAAGAGCGAAAUACGCCAAGUUCUUCGGUUAG
Messenger RNA from Candidozyma haemuli, 1050 nucleotides. RefSeq names its product peptidylprolyl isomerase. The transcript has a single exon. The record is from RefSeq and is a predicted model, not a curated record. Gene Ontology annotation, biological process: protein peptidyl-prolyl isomerization. Bases 1 to 1050 code for a protein of 349 amino acids. Gene Ontology annotation, molecular function: protein binding; peptidyl-prolyl cis-trans isomerase activity. NCBI's taxonomy places the organism in Eukaryota, Fungi, Ascomycota, Pichiomycetes, Serinales, Metschnikowiaceae.